AUGCGGGUGCGGAGCCUGGGGGUGUUGAGCCUGGGGGUGCGGAGCCUGGGGGUGCUGAGCCUGCGGGUGUGGAGCCUGGGGGUGCUGAGCCUAGGGGUGCUGAGCCUGCGGGCCCUGUCGCUGGAGGCGCUGGCGCUGGCGGCACUGACGCUGGAGGCACUGGAGCUGGAGGCACUGGAGCUGGAGGCGCUGGAGCUGGAGGCGCUGAACCUGGAGGCGCUGGAGCUAGAGGUGCUGGAGCUGGAGGCGCUGGAGCUGGAGGCGCUAGAGCUGGAUGUGCUUGAGCUGGAGGUGCUGGAGCUGGAGGCGCUGGAGCUGGAGGUGCUGGAGCUGGAGGCGCUGGAGCUGGAGGCGCUGGAGCUGGAGGCGCUAGAGCUGGAGGUGCUGGAGCUUUGGGCGCUGGAGCUGGAGCCGCUGGAGCUGGCGUUGCUGGCGCUUGAGGCCCUGGAGCUGGAGCGUGUUGCCCUACCGUCUUCUCCGGCAUCCUCAUUUCCAGACGUUCCGGACCCAGAGUCUGACCGUGUUCGUGCUGCUAGUCCCACUGUCACGCGUCUCCUAGCCACUGUUGUCACUGACCCUUCUUUUGAGUCCACUGCUGCGUCUGCCUUAGUUGCUGAGCUUGUGGACUUUGCUGCUGCGUGUCGUCUAGACUACGCCACUAGUCUUGUUGCUGAGUCUGAGUCUGUAUGUCCUCCGUCCGUCGGGGGUGAGUGUGCUCUUCGCACGGACGUCCUUGAGGACAGGCAGGAGGACUUUGAGUGUCUUGCGGCUGCUGUACCUCAUCUCGUGGCCAUGCUGCUUGCACCUGAGGGAGACCUGGAUGCACUGGACAUCCCGACCCCGCGCUCUCGAUUACGGGUCCCUACUCCUCUUAGUGGCAGACAGCCGUGGGCGUAG
Closterium sp. Yama58-4 is the source of this 897-nucleotide messenger RNA. Lineage: Eukaryota; Viridiplantae; Streptophyta; Zygnematophyceae; Desmidiales; Closteriaceae. The record is from the annotation of a GenBank genome assembly.